Molecule: messenger RNA, 300 nt
Organism: Prorocentrum cordatum
Lineage: Eukaryota; Dinophyceae; Prorocentrales; Prorocentraceae
Source: the annotation of a GenBank genome assembly
AUGGGCAAGUCCCGCAAGACGAUCGCGAUGGAUGCCCAGGCUCGCCAGGACUGGAAGGAGGACAAACAUGUCAGGCUGACCAACGCUAACAUCACCAAGGUAGCAUGCAAGGCCGAGUUCUUGUGUGCAUCGAAGAAGGUUCUCGAGAAGUUCAAGAAGUUCGAGGCCGCCAAGAAGAAGAUGGAGGAGGCCAAGAGCGAGUGGAUGGAGUCGAUCGGUGAUCGCAUCGAUGCCCACGCUGAGUGGGAGAACGCGUGCGAGCAGCACGCGAGCAUCAAAUCAGAGCGCAUGCCGCGCUGA